This is a messenger RNA of Prunus dulcis (almond), 4048 nucleotides long. Its product is annotated as pentatricopeptide repeat-containing protein At3g18110, chloroplastic-like. The record is from RefSeq and is a predicted model, not a curated record. Lineage: Eukaryota; Viridiplantae; Streptophyta; Magnoliopsida; Rosales; Rosaceae. The annotation marks the transcript as partial. The transcript is spliced from 3 exons. Gene Ontology annotation, molecular function: protein binding.
UCUGCUCUCUGCUCUCUGCUCUCUGCUGCCUGCGACCAUCAACCAAAACGCGAACCAGCUCGCGGAAAGAAUUCAAAAGCGAGUCUUCAUGGCGGCAUUCACAGGAGCGCUGACGACGACCCUUCCCACCGCGCCAUUAUUACAUUCAGAUUCAAUAUCAUCAUCAUCAUCGCCUUCGUCUGCCUUUUCUAAGGUAUGCAAAAGAACCGCUUCUCUGUCUUGCUCUUCUUCCACUUCUAGUACUGCUUCUACUACUAGUUCCUCUACUGGGCAACCGAAUGGCUGCGAUGAUUGCACAAGGAACACGAAAAGCACUCAGAAGUUUAGCUAUGGCAGAGCCUCACCCUCAGUCAGAUGGCCCCAUUUGAAGCUCACUGACACUUAUCCCUCACCUCACACCCAAUUCACUCCUCCACUCACGACCCAUGUUGUGCAAGAUUCCCCUGAUUCCGACUCUGAGGGGAAAGAGGAAGAAGACCUGAAUUUGGGUUCUGUGGGUUCUUUGGAUACGAAUGAUGAAACCCAACAAGUGUUGGGGAGGCCCAGCAAGACUAAGGCCAAGAAAAUGACCAAACUGGCUCUCAAAAGAGCCAAAGAUUGGAGAGAAAGAGUGAAACUUUUUACUGAUAGGAUUUUGGGACUGAAACCCGACGAGUUUGUGGCUGAUGUGUUGGAUGAUAGGAAAGUUCAAAUGACCCCAACUGAUUUUUGCUUUGUGGUGAAAUGGGUGGGCCAGUCGAGCUGGCAGCGUGCAUUGGAGGUCUACGAGUGGCUGAAUUUACGCCACUGGUACUCCCCGAAUGCACGGAUGCUUGCCACUAUCUUAGCAGUCCUUGGAAAGGCUAGCCAGGAAGCCUUAGCUGUGGAAAUAUUCACGAGGGCUGAGCCCGGAACUGGCAAUACAGUCCAAGUGUACAAUGCCAUGAUGGGCGUCUAUGCACGAAAUGGCCGUUUUAAUAAGGUCCAAGAAUUGCUUGAUUUAAUGCGUGAGAGAGGGUGCGAACCGGACCUCGUGAGUCUCAAUACUUUGAUAAAUGCUCGCCUGAGGUCAGGAGCCAUGGUACCAAACUUGGCUAUUGACCUUUUAAAUGAGGUGAGAAGAUCAGGUCUUAGGCCCGAUAUAAUAACUUAUAAUACUCUUAUAAGUGGCUGUUCGCGUGAAUCCAAUUUGGAGGAGGCAGUGAAGGUUUACAAUGAUAUGGAAGCACAUAACUGUCAGCCUGAUCUUUGGACUUACAAUGCCAUGAUUUCCGUAUAUGGGAGAUGUGGAGAAUCGAGCGAAGCUGAGCGGCUCUUUAAGGAAUUGGAGUCGAAAGGGUUUUUCCCAGAUGCAGUGACGUAUAAUUCCUUGUUGUAUGCUUUUGCAAGAGAACUUGAUAUAGAAAAGGUGAGGGAUAUUGGUGAAGAUAUGAUGAAAAUGGGGUUUGGUAAAGAUGAGAUGACCUACAAUACUAUUAUCCACAUGUAUGGCAAGCAGGGCCAGCAUGAUCUAGCGUUUCAGCUUUACAGGGACAUGAAAAUGCUAGGCCGGACUCCUGAUGCUGUUACAUACACUGUAUUGAUCGAUUCGCUUGGAAAAGCAAAUAAGAUAACGGAGGCUGCUAAUGUGAUGUCAGAGAUGUUGGACAGUGGAGUGAAACCCACUCUUCGGACUUAUAGUGCUUUGAUGUGUGCAUAUGCCAAGGCUGGGAAACAAGUGGAGGCUCAAGAGACAUUUGAUUGCAUGGUUAAGUCUGGGAUUAGACCAGAUCAUCUAGCAUACUCAGUUAUAUUGGAUAUCUUUCUGAAGGUCAAUGAGACAAAGAAGGCUAUCACGUUGUAUCAGGAAAUGCUGCAUGACGGUUUCAAGCUGGAUCAUGCCCUCUAUGGGUUUAUGUUGCGGGUGCUUGGAAGAGAAAAUAAAUUGGAAGUCAUUGAAAGAGUGAUCAGAGAUAUGGAAAAAGUUGGUGGUAUGAACCCACAAGUUAUCUCUUCUAUUCUUGUUAAGGGAGAAUGUUAUGACCAUGCUGCUAAAAUGUUGAGAUUAGCCAUCACCAGUGGCUAUGAGUUGGACAGGGAAAGUCUUUUCUCUAUUGUCAGUUCAUAUAGUUCAUGUGGAAGGCACUCAGAAGCAUGUGAAUUGCUUGAAUUUUUGAGAGAACAUGCUCCCGGUUCCAAUCAACUUAUAACUGAAGCAUUGGUUGUCAUACAAUGCAAGGCUCACAGAUUUGAUGCUGCCUUGGUGGAAUAUAGUAAUACCAGAGGGUUCCAUUCUUUUAGUAGAAGUUCAACCAUGUAUGAAAUCCUGAUUCAAGGCUGCGAAGAGAAUGAACUCUUUGGUGAAGCUUCUCAGGUUUAUUCUGACAUGAGAUUAUAUGGUGUUGAACCAUCUGAGCAUCUUUACCAAAUUAUGGUGCUCAUCUAUUGUAAGAUGGGUUUCCCUGAGACAGCCCACCUUUUGAUUGAUCAGGCAGAAAUGAAAGGCAUUUUUUUUGACAAUGUCAACAUAUAUGUUAAUGUUAUUGAAGUCUACGGGAAAUUGAAGCUGUGGCAGAAAGCUGAAAGUUUGGUGGGAAGUCUUAGACAAAGAUGUAAAGCAGUGGAUAGGAAGGUCUGGAAUGCUUUGAUACAAGCUUAUGCUGCAAGUGGUUGCUAUGAGCGAGCUAGAGUGAUCUUUAACACAAUGAUGAGAGAUGGUCCUUCCCCAACAAUUAAUUCUGUAAAUGGUCUUUUGCAAGCUCUGAUUGCUGAUGGGAGAUUGGAUGAGCUCUAUGUUCUAAUCCAGGAGUUGCAAGAUAUGGGUUUAAAAAUAAGCAAGAGUUCAAUUCUCUUGAUGCUUGAAGCAUUUGCUCGAGAAGGUAACAUAUUUGAGGUAAAGAAGAUAUACCAUGGAAUGAAGGCUGCAGGUUAUUUUCCUAACAUGGAUUGUUUCAGGAUUAUGAUCAAGUUAUUGUGCAGGGGAAAACGAGUAAGGGAUGUUGAAGCAAUGGUUUAUGAGAUGGAAGAGGCAGGGUUCAAGCCUGAUCUUUCAAUAUGGAAUUCCAUGCUUAAGUUAUAUGCAGGAAUUAAGGAUUUCAAAAAGACAAUUAAAGUAUACCAGCAGAUUCAAGAAGCUGUACUUCAACCUGAUGACAAUACUUACAAUACUUUAAUUAUAAUGUACUGCAGAGAUUGUCGACCAGAAGAAGGUUUAUCAUUGAUGCAGGAAAUGAGAAGGCAGGGCCUAGAACCUAAGUUGGACACUUACAAAAGCUUAAUUUCGGCAUUUGGUAAGCAGAAGCUGUUGGAUCAAGCUGAGGAACUUUUUGAAGAGUUAAGGUCAAAUGGAUGUAAACUGGAUCGGUCCUUCUAUCAUACAAUGAUGAAAAUGUUUAGAAAUUCAGGAAACCAUGCCAAAGCUGAAAUGUUGUUCACCAUGAUGAAAGAGGCCGGAAUAGAACCCAACUUUGCCACAAUGCACUUGCUUAUGGUUUCUUAUGGCAGCUCUGGACAGCCUCAGGAAGCUGAAAAGGUGCUUGACAAUUUGAAAGUAACUGGCUUAGAUCUUGAUACGUUACCAUAUAGUUCAGUUAUUGGUGCUUAUCUGAAGAAUGGAGAUUAUAACAUUGGAAUUCGAAAGCUCAAUGAGAUGAAGGAAGUAGGCCUGGAGCCAGAUCAUAGAAUAUGGACUUGCUUUAUACGGGCUGCAAGUUUAUCCCAGCACAAAAGUGAAGCCAUUAUUCUCCUAAAUGCACUGCGUGAUGCCGGAUUUGAUCUUCCAAUCAGGCUUGUGACAGAAAAACCUGAGUCACUGAUUUUGGAAGUAGAUCGUUGCCUAGAAAAACUAGAACCCUUGGAAGACAAUGCAGCCUUCAACUUUGUCAAUGCUUUGGAGGACCUUUUGUGGGCAUAUGAACUCCGUGCCACUGCUUCAUGGGUUUUCCAAUUAGCAGUAAAGAGAGGCAUCUAUAACAAUGAUGUGUUCAGGGUAGCUGACAAAGACUGGGCUGCUGACUUUAGAAAGUUAUCAGCUGGUUCUGCUCUUGUUGGUCUUACUUUAUGGCUGGAUCAGAUGCAGGCAACCCUCUUU